AUGGCCACAGGUAGUGCCACAGGUAGUGCCACAGGUAGUGCCACAGGUAGUGCCACAGGCUUCACCUUCGCCUCGUUUUCAGCGUUGGAGUUGCGAGAAGCGCUGAAAGAACUCUACGAUGAGAAGAAGUUCGUGACCUUGAAAGAGAUUGAGAUCAUGAUGGAACUCAAAAAAUACAACGCGGUGGAUGUGAAGAGCUCCGAGACGUUCUUGAAAUCGCAAGAUCAGCAAAUCCAGGAGGUCUCUUUCAAGGUGGUCCCCCACCGCUUGCUACGGCUUCUGGAGCUGGGGACCUGGGAAGACCCCCAAGCCUCUGCGCCGACCGAGCCUCCGCCGCUCUCCGUUCGCUUGUGGGGCCUCCUGACCGCGUUCGUCGUCUCUGCCGUGGGCAUCUCCGCCGCCAUGCGGCCGACCACCGGCAUGGUGCGAGGGCCCAGGGGCCACCGCCCUGCACGGGAUUUGUCGGAGGACAUGCUCCUGCCGGUGUGA
Durusdinium trenchii is the source of this 489-nucleotide messenger RNA. The record is from the annotation of a GenBank genome assembly. Lineage: Eukaryota; Dinophyceae; Suessiales; Symbiodiniaceae.